GGCUACGGGGGUCUAGUCAGUUAUUUCUCAUGCUUUGGGUCGAUAGAGCAGAGAAAAGUAAUAAAUGGGAGAUUUUUUCUCCUUAAAGAGUCAUACAUGUAUUAAGCAAGCAAAGAGAGGGUCUGAUAGUUGUUCAGUUUAAAUGCACAAUAUUGUGAACUGCAUUUAACCAGUUCCUUGUGGAGUUUCUUGAAUAUUAUGUAGUCGUUUGAUAAAUUAGGCUAGGUUUCUUGUCCCGGGGGCAAGUAUCUGCGGUGCAUUAGGACACUGUUAGACGGAAAUGUAAAAUCAAUUGAAUAAUAUGGGAUUCUAAUAAGUUUCUAAAAUAAAUAGUACUGUGGAUGUUUUACCGUCACCACAUUCUACAAGCUCAGUCGGAAAAUACACAAGGCUAAAUAAUGACAAAGGUUAGCGUACACACAAAUGUUUUUUUAUAUUGUAUAUUCAACAUUGAUAACUCAGUUAUGGUUGACAAUAUAGGUUUAUAUAUGUCCUUAGUGCCUACAUCCGUAGCAAUGGUGAUAUCCCUGUUUGAGGAAGAUUCCUAUCAGAGGGGCUCAUCUGGUUUUGACAGGAGCUCUCCAGUCUCACUUUGGGAGACUGUUAUACACAUGUCUCCUAAAAAUGUUUUAUCUGUUAGAACUUCUAUGUUUGACUUGGAUCUUUGUUAGCUUUUGCCGUAAAAUGUAGAGCAUGUUGUUCACUUAAAAUGAUGUCUUAUUGAUCAGAUACUUUACAGCUUUUAAGAGGGAGUAGUGUCAAUGUCUUUUGUAUAGUAUUCCUUCAUGUUUCCUCUGCUUUCUUACAGAUUAUUUUUGUGUGAACCCAACGCUCUUUUAGCUGGAUGACUGUAAUACACCAUGAAUAUGGAUGCAGCAACCGGCAUAACCUGAGGAAAUAGGUUAUUAAUAAUAUUAUGGACUGAAUCUUAUUUUUGUUCUUCAAAAAAUGAUCAACAAUGCAUUGGCUAUUGCACAUGGUUAUACCAACAUAAGCAGUUGGGUUGAAAAUGCCAAACAUUUUCAUUUGAAUCUGGAUUCCUUCCUAGCAAAGUCUUUGCAGUUCAUCAAUGUAAACAGUGUUACAAGUGACAAGAUUUUCCCAUUAAGUUCAUGUUCAACUAACUUGCCAGCAUCACCGUUUUUUCUAAAUUCAUAAAAUUAUUCAACAAUACUUAGUUAACUAACAAAAACUGAAUGUUGAUUAAAAAGACAGUUAAAAACAACUAAAUAUGAAUAAAAUAUACAACAUGUACAGGAAACAUUAAGUUAAGCUGCUAUCGGAUUGUGGGGCACCCCCCAAGUCGGUGCUACACAUUGGUAGUACGGAGGAGUAGCUAGCCAGCUACUUACAGAGUCCAUACGGGGAGGCUGAGGACGCCGGGGACAGCGAGCUGUGGUAAAGGCUCCGGAAAAGUCUCGGACUGACUCUGAUAUGACCACCGACCUCCCUUGCUGUGACCAAAAUGCUCCCUCCAUCCCUUCACCGCUCAGACUGUUCAACCUCCAUUCUUGCCUCAACUCCCUGACUUUUUGAUCUUCUUGUAUCUUGUUUUGUUCAUUGAAAUUUGGUUCCUUGUAUGUGUUACUGCAAUUCAGCUUUUAGCUGCCAUAGUACACAGGAAAUUAAAUAAAUAAUUGUCAUCAUCAUACAUUAUGAGGCUGGUUCUGGUCAAACCCACCAAUGCAACACGUCGGCUCGAUUCAACAGGAGACGCUUGCAACGACCAAGACCCGGAUCACUGCAACUCUCGAGGGCAGUCUCUACCAGACAAAGCCCCUGAGGUCAUGCAGUAUCGCUACUCUGGAACUGCCCUCCAGCCCCAAAUGUCAAUACCAGAGCAGAGCAAUAACAGCAUUUCCACUUCCACUUCUCCGCCACAGGCUACUCCAAAUGGAGUCGCUCCACCACGGAAAUCUCCACCAUUAAAAACUACACUGUCAAAACUGAGCAAUCAAGAUCUCCUGCUCUUUUGUAGCCAGGUGGGUGGUACUCUUGAACUGCAGCGUGAAAGCCCACUGUUGGCUGAGUGGCAUGGGACCACGGUGGGACAUCCUGAUGCGGACUGUGGCUCUGUUUGCUAUUCUCCUAGUACAAAACAUGGAUCAGAGGUGGCCGGUUUCCAGCCACAAUCAAAGCAGGGCUUCUUGAAGGACUGCCUCUCCACAUUCUCCAAGAAGGGAACUCCUCCUUCUCUACAGUAUACCCACUCCUAUCCUCAGAACUCCCUGGUGUCAUCGUCAUCCCGGUUUUUCAGGCAGAAACCAAGUCAAGAGGAUCCCUCAACAGGGACUGUCAAUCCCGAGAAGGAUAAUUUCACAUCCCGAUGCAGAGGAGAAGACGGGCUGAAGGAGUAUAAUCAAUGGCAGCAGCAGACCCAUAAUCGUUUCAAGAUUAAAGAGCAUAACCUACCACCAGUCUCGACUACUGAAAAAACAGAGCCUUCACUGAAUAUACCUCUGAAUGGCAAUGAGUCAAGUAAAGUUAGGCAGCUCUUGGUUUUGUCUCAAUCUCAGGACCAACAGAAACUUCCCUUAGAUACACAACACCAAUGGAUGCUAGGAAACGGUUUACCUAGCUGCUGUGCCAAUGAGUGUGGAGUGCAUUGUGGAAGCCAACAACCUUACUUAAACCAGCAACUACAGCAACACCCUCAAAGGCAGCAUUGUUGUGACCAUCUUAGCAUUCUAAAAUGCCAUCAGUGUUCUCUCUACCCAUCCAGCAGCAGCCCACGAGGGAAGAAUUCAUUCCCGGCUACUAGCGACAAAAGCAGUGCUCACUCCUCUUCCAGUAGCCAGCGGUGGCAGGAGAACCAUCAACUAGAGGGAGAAGGGCAACGACAAGGGGAGCAACAGGUACAUCCUCAUACCAAAAAGGUUGGCCAUGUUGGUUCAACGCCUUCCCUGUCCAAGAGCAGUAGCCCACUCCCUCCCGACACAGUAGUGACAAGCGCUAAAUACAAUGGGGAUGUUGGGAGACCCCUGAGCAGCUUAGGAGCUUCGCCACCCAACCUUUCAGAGCUGGACUCAGCAAGACAAGAGCCCCUCCAGACUCUUCACAGGUCCGUCCUGGAGGAGGUGUUCUCCAAAGGCCUCAGUGAGGACAAUAGUAAGGGCAACAGCGAGGGAGGAGGAGACGCGCCACAGAAGAGGACUAAGGACAUUGGCUACAGAUUGGGCCAGCGUAGAGCGCUAUUUGGAAAGCGCAAACAGCUGAGCGACUAUGCCUUGAUUUUCGGGAUGUUUGGGAUUGUUGUCAUGGUGACGGAGACGGAACUGUCCUGGGGGGUUUACACGAAGGAAUCAUCAUACUCAUUUGCUCUGAAAUGCCUCGUCAGCCUUUCAACUGCUGUAUUGCUUGGCCUCAUUGUGAUGUACCAUGCACGGGAAAUACAGCUCUUCAUGGUGGACAAUGCAGCUGACGACUGGAGGAUUGCUAUGACAUAUGAGCGGAUCUUCCUGGUUGUGCUGGAGCUGCUGGUCUGUGCCAUCCACCCCAUCCCGGGCCAGUACAUCUUCACCUGGACAGCCCGGCUGGCCUUCACCUACCCACACUCAUUGACCAAUGCCGACGUGGACCUCGUCCUCUCCAUCCCCAUGUUCCUCAGGCUCUACCUAAUCGGUCGCGUCAUGCUGCUGCACAGCAAGCUUUUCACGGAUGCCUCGUCACGCAGCAUCGGCGCCCUCAACAAGAUCAACUUCAACACGCGGUUCGUCAUGAAGACCCUCAUGACCAUCUGCCCCGGCACGGUGCUGCUGGUCUUCAGCGUCUCUUGUUGGAUCAUCGCAGCGUGGACGGUGCGUGUAUGUGAGAGGUAUCAUGACACACAGGAAGUGACUAAUAACUUCCUUGGGGCCAUGUGGCUCAUCUCUAUCACCUUUCUCUCCAUUGGUUAUGGAGACAUGGUCCCUCACACUUACUGUGGAAAGGGUGUGUGUCUGCUGACUGGAAUCAUGGGGGCUGGCUGCACUGCCCUGGUGGUUGCUGUAGUUGCCAGGAAGUCUGAGUUGACCAGAGCUGAGAAGCAUGUUCACAACUUUAUGAUGGACACUCAGCUCUAUAAACGAGUGAAAAACACAGCUGCCAAUGUACUCAGAGAGACAUGGCUUAUCUACAAACACACCAAGUUAGUCAAGAAGAUUGAUCACGCCAGGGUACGCAAACAUCAGCGCAAAUUUCUGCAAGCCAUUCACCAACUGCGCAGAGUCAAACUGGAACAGAUGAAACUCACCGACCAGGCUAACACACUUGUGGAUCUAGCCAAGACUCAGAACAUGAUGUACGACCUGGUGUCUGACCUGCAGCUGCGCAGCGAGGAGCUGGAUAGGAGGAUUGGUAGUUUGGACGACAAACUGGACUCCAUCCUAGUCAAUCUGCAGGCCCUACCCAGCCUGCUCUCCCAAGCGGUCACACAGCAGCACAAGGACUUCCUGGAUGGCUUGGCCCACCGUGUACGGAAAGCCUCGUCGGAAUCGGAGCUUCACUGGGUUCCCGCUAGGUGCCAACGGUCCCUUUCCACUGCACCACAGACCAUUCCUUACAGCUGACAGCCUAGCCACAUUUCCACGAUUGUGACCUUAAAUGGAUUUAUCCUGGAUUGCCAGUCUGUGUACCUGGGCCAUUCUUGAAUAGAGGUGGCAUUUAGGCAUGGCAUUUUAGGAAAAAGUUACUUUUUUGUGCAGUCCCCCCAAAAAGGGAAAAAUGCUAGUCUUAAUAAAAUCCCAUUACACCAUCGUGCUAGGGUGGCUAAUGCUGCUCCCGUAUUAGCCACCCUAACUAUUUCCCGCUACGUUACCUGCGUUGGGACACCAAAGACCAGACGACAUAAUUUGGCAAAACUUGGGGCUGUCCCAUUAAAUUCUAAACGAAGCUUCAGAUUUAUACCCCGUGACGUAUCUGGGUUUCCCCUUGUCUGUGGUGUAACUGCCUGCAUUAUACCUGUCGAAUCAGUGAGCUGCUUUUGUAGUAGUCAUGAAACCACACCCGCUUUAGAAGUUUAGAACGAGAAACUGCAGGCUAUAUAGAAAUAAUGACAAUUACAUUUAAAAUGAUUAAAUAUCAAGGAUUUAUCAGACUAAAUCGGUGUACAUUACAUCACACAUUCCAGUGUUUGAACUUGUAACAGAAGCAUGGAAUUUCUACUCAGUUCAUUCCAUGGCAAUGUCCGCGAUAGAUAACGUCAAGAGCCACUUGUAGAUUUGACAGGUCUAACAUUACACAUCUGACACCGCCUAAACAAAAGCAGUGAAAAGCCACAUAUGCAUUUGUCAGCUAAAUGUGGGUUACCGCUGAUCUGAUUGCAUCUUGGCCUAAGAGAGUACCAAGAGUCAUAAUACCCAUAAAACCUAGUGGUCAAACAGGGAAAUGGUUCCAAAUGUUUUUUCCACCAUUACAUUUUUCCCCAUAGUUGAUUUGAGAAACACUUCAAAUUAGGGUUGCGUUCCAUGCAGGCUUACCCUGGCGUGACAUUUUGAUAACCAUGUAAAUCUCUCUAGGACAAGGUGACAUCCAUAUAUUCGCCUGUAUUUACCUCCCCAAAAUUAAAAGCUAAUUAGCUGCUAAUGUGGCUAUUAUAAAGAACUACAAAUGCCAUAAUGAUCUGGACGAGACUGCCGAAUCGAGGCAAAGGUAAGAAUCUCUGGAUUAACGAUGUGAUGUUUGCUAAAUGUAGUAAUGAAUAAAUAGGCUACAUUUCUUUAAAAAUUGACAAUCUGUAAACUGUCUUGUGCAAGUUUUACAUUGGACAAUAUAGGGAUUUGUAGUUUGCGUGGGAAAAAUGAAUGUUGGUAAAACGAUUGGAACCAUUUUCCUGUUAGACCACUAGGUUUUAUGGGUAUUCUGACACACUGUGGGGCUCUAGUAUGGCCGGGAUUCAAUGCGAUUGCGCUUUGUCAGCAACAUACCUUUUAAACAUACCUUUUAAAGGCGCAUGUGUUCCUGCAUUCAUGGAAUCCGCAUCACGGAGGUAUAAUAAGAACAGUCUGCGUUCAUGGUAGAUGCUGCAUAUGUCCGCUCAAUCGCAAACUACCUGUAAAUGGCACAUUGUCGACAAAGCGCGAUUGGAUUAAAUCCCGGACUAAAUUUUUUUGUUUUACUAUAAAGUAGUCAAACAUGUUUUUUUGAAGACCACAUUUAUUGAAAAGACAAUCAAAAGAAAUCUAAAGAAAUUAGAAACAAUCCUUAGUAAAGAAAUCAUAUAUAUAAAUUACAAGCAAUCUACAUCUCUGCAACAAAAAACAAAAACAUUUCCAGAGAAGAAUCUUACUGAGGGUUGGGAGAUUAGAUUUUGUGGCAACAAACAAAGACAGAAAAUUUGAAUAAAAUGUUAACCAACAGGCUUUGUUUUGCAUUCAGUUAGGUAUUAAUUUUAUUAUAAUUCUCUAUAUGUAACAAAUACACACAUUUCCCUGAGGAAACAAUUCCACUGGAAGUUCUACAGACUCAGUGGCUGAUAUGUUCUAAAUGCCUCAAUGGUUCGUUUCAAACACUUAAUAAAAAAAACAGGUGAUUACAGAUGUCAACAACUGGUAUAAUGUACCUUUUAAGAGCAUAGAGUUUCAGCAUACACUUCAUUGCUAUGAUAUAGCCGUAUCUGGGUAAAAUAUCAUUUAUCAGAAUAACAAUUUGUAAGUUUUAGGGUUAUCAUUAUUGAUUCAAAGUUGAAGCAUUAAGGUGCAUGGUUAUGACAGUUGAGAGAAUCAUUCCCCUAGCAGCAAAACAAUCCUCUCUAGAGGAGAGGGGUUGUGAUAUCCACAGCAAUGCACACUCUUCAGCCUGUACAUUGUGAUUUUACAUACAGACUGUGUAUAAAAACUCAAAGCAUCAUUUACAUAUUUUAGGUGCCAGGUGCUGAAAUGAACAUUCAACUAAAGAUUGUCAGAAUAUUUCUGCCCAGAAACAAUAUUUGUCAAACUGAGGUGCCAAUACAAUGCCUUCAGAAAGUAUUCACACCCAUUUACUUUUUACACAUUUUUGUUGGAGUGGGAGUUUUUGGUCAACAAUCCACACACAAUACUCUUGUCAAAGUGGAAGAAAAAUUAUAUAUUUAUGAAAAAUAGAACACAUAUUUCUUGAUUAGAUAAGUAUUCAAUAAAUGUUAGAAUCACCUUCGGCAGCAAUUACAGCUGUGAGUGUUUUGGGGUAAGUCUAAGAGCUUUGCAUACCUGGCUUGUACAAUAUUAGCUUAUUAUGCCAUUUAAAAUUCUUCAAGCUCUGUCAAAUUGGUUGUUGAUGAUUGCUGGACAGCCAUUUUCAAGUCCUGCCAUAGAUUUUCAAGCAGAUUUAAGUCAAAACUGUAACUAGUCCAAUCAGGAACAUUCAAUGUUGUCUUGGUAAGCAACUGCAGUGUAUAUUUGGCUUUGUUUUUUUAGGUUAUUGUUGACAGGUGAAUUUGUCUACCAGGAAAGCAAAUCAGGUUUUCCUCUAGGAUUUUUCCUGUGCUUAGCUCUAGUCCAUUUAUCUUGAUCUGAAUUAACUCCCGGUCUUCACCAAUGACAAGCAUACCCUAACAUGAUGCAGCCACCACCAUGCUUGAAAAUAUGAAGUGUGGUACUCAGUGAUGUGCUGGAUUUUGUACCAAACAAAACACUUUGUAUAUAGAUCAAAAAGUUCUUUACCAAGUGUUUUGCAGUAUUGCUUCAGUGCCUUGUUGCAAACAGGAUGUAUGUUUUUGAAUGUUUUUAUUCUGUACAGGCUUCCUUCUUUUCACUCUGUCAAUUAAGUUAGUAUUGUUGAGUAACUACAAUGUUGUUGAUCCAUCCUCAGUUCUCCCAUCACAGCCAUUAAACUCUAACAAUUUAAAAAAUCAGUAUUGGUCUCAUGGCGAAAUCCCUGAGCGGUUUUCCUUCCUCUCCGGCUACAGAGAUAGAAAGAACACCUGCAUCUUUGUAGUGACUGGGUGUAUUUAUACACCAUCCAAAGUGUAAUUAAUAACUUCACCACCCUCAAAUAUUGUCUGCUUUUUGUUUUCUACCAAUAGGCGCCCUUCUUUGCGAGGCAUUGGAAAACCUCCCUGGUCUUUGUGGUUGUAUCUGUGCUUGAAAAUUACUUUUGAACUGAGGGACCUUCCAGAUAAUUGUAUGUGUGGGGUAGUCAUUCAACAAUAAUGUUAACCACUAUUAUUGCAUGCAACUUAAGCACAUUUGUACUCCUGUACGUAUUUAGGCUCGCCAUAUGAAAUGGGUUGAAUAGUUGGCUCAAGACAUUUCAGAUUUUCAUUUUUAAUUAAUUUGUCAAAUAAAUUCUAAAAAACAACAUUUUACAUUAUGGGGUAUUGUGUGUAGAAGUAAAGGGGUGGGACUUUCUGAAGGCACUGGAUAUUAUAUGGAAUCCCUUAUUUCAAAUCAUUAGAUUAAUAGUAACUGUUUUCAGAGUACUGACAAGAUAUAUUCCUCACGUGACUAGAUAUUGGUCGUAGGGCAAGGAGUUUCACACCUCACCAAGCAACAUUCCAGGCUUUAAAAGUAUAACUACAGCCCAGUUUUUCCUGGUUAGGUCACAAGGUCAGAAAUAACUUCUGGCCCUAGACAAUCGCACUUCAUCAUUGGCUUAAAUAAUAAUUAUAGAAAUGCCCAAUAGAAUCAUGU
Molecule: messenger RNA, 8585 nt
Organism: Oncorhynchus mykiss (rainbow trout)
Lineage: Eukaryota; Metazoa; Chordata; Actinopteri; Salmoniformes; Salmonidae
Product: small conductance calcium-activated potassium channel protein 1
Biological process (GO): potassium ion transport
Cellular component (GO): membrane
Molecular function (GO): calmodulin binding; small conductance calcium-activated potassium channel activity
Source: RefSeq, a predicted model, not a curated record